This is a messenger RNA of Rotaria sp. Silwood2, 732 nucleotides long. The record is from the annotation of a GenBank genome assembly. NCBI's taxonomy places the organism in Eukaryota, Metazoa, Rotifera, Eurotatoria, Philodinida, Philodinidae.
AUGUAUUUCACUAUAUUUUCUCAUCUAUUUCUUUUCAGAAGAAAAGAUUAUGUAUUGUAUGAUGAACUGGUCGCAAAUAUCUGGUCAUCUCGUUUUGAUAUUAAUGAAGAUCCAAUUCAUCAUAUUUGUAUUCAUAGUACAAAUAUGAUAAAAAUAUCCAUUGAUAAUUUUCCAAAUGCUACUAAGCUUACACUUUGUGAAACAUUUGAAGUACCUCGUGAUUCAAUUAUCAUUGAUUUGAAUCAUCUUCUUCCAUUGAAACAAUUGACUAAACUAACUAUUGAAUGUCAUCAUUUUUCUUUUGAACAAUUAAUUGAACUUUUACAAUUUACACAUAAUAUUCAUGUAUUGAAGCUUGAUUCUAUAUUACUUUAUCGAACUGAUUCUGUUUCAAUUCAACAAAAUGAAUUAUCAAAAUUGGUAUCUAAUAUGAAUACUAUAACAAAGGUAACAAUUAGUAAAGAAAUUACGUUAGAAAAAAUUCAAUUACUUACUACUGUUUUUCCUCGAAUGGAAUAUCUUACUAUUAAUUUAUAUAAACAAGAUUUACAACCAAUAGCUCGAUUUUUAUUAUCAAAAUCUAAUAAUAACACUCGUUAUUUAUCCUCAUUGUGUAUUUCAAAGCAACGUAAUGAUCUGAUGACAAUAUUGAAAACUUUGAUUAAAUCAAAAAAACUUCUUCAUGAUUAUACUCUCAAAGUUAUUAAUCGAAAAUUGUAUUUAUGGUGGUAG